Trichechus manatus latirostris (Florida manatee) is the source of this 4000-nucleotide messenger RNA. RefSeq names its product trafficking protein particle complex subunit 12 (gene TRAPPC12). Gene Ontology annotation, cellular component: Golgi apparatus; TRAPP complex. The transcript is spliced from 12 exons. Lineage: Eukaryota; Metazoa; Chordata; Mammalia; Sirenia; Trichechidae. The record is from RefSeq and is a predicted model, not a curated record. The coding region runs from base 896 to 3283 and encodes 795 amino acids. Gene Ontology annotation, molecular function: protein binding.
CACUUGGCCAAAGGCAAAAAGAGAAGGCAGGAAGGGACAGGAAAAAUGGACAAACGUUCACGGAGAAUCCGGGUUGGAAAGGGAAGGGAGAGAGUGCUGAUACGUUGCAGAGAUUCUAACCAAUGUCACAAAACAAUUUGUGUCUAAAUUUUUAAACGAGAAACUAAUUUGCGCUGUAAACUUUCACCUAAAACGCAAUAAGAUUAAUAAUAAAAAAAAAAUUCAAGGUACAGUGAUUAGGUCCCGAGACUGCUCUUAACUACUAUACAAUAAACUGGAAUGAUUUAUCUGAAAAAAAAAAAAAACCUAUUUCAAAGUUAAGUGGGUCUUAUUCUGGAUUAAAUUCACUCAACCAUUAUUAGUAUCAUAUUUAUAGUUAUUAUUAUUACACAAGUAGUACAGGUGCAUGGAAGGAAAAGUAGAAAAUACAGAGAAGCACAAAAAGAAAUCCCUACUACUAAUAUUUCUAUCCCUCUGUCAGAAGUUUGCCGGUAUUCUCAGUCUGUCAAAUUUCGUGCGGCUAAUUCUAACAGGGAUUUUCUUCCCCCUCCCCCAUUCCCAGGGAUAGAGUCUGCUCUACCCCAAGCUGCACGCUCUCCCAUUCACACUUUUGGAGCUCAAGCACUGCGCUUCUCCUUUGACAGACACCGGCUCCCUGCAGCACAAACCCGGAAACGCUCAGCGCUUCCGGCAGCCAGUGGAUUGGAAGCUGGCUGCUGCACCGGGCAUGCGCAGAAGCAAAGUGUGCGGAGGACCGGGGCCUUAGCCACAAGCGCAGGCGCAGAAGCGGCAGGAGGGCUGUGGGUUCAUUCCUUGUCUACCAGGCUUUCUUCACGUUCUCCCUGGACCCGGGUUACGACCGCACGUGACCCCUCAACCCAGAUCCCAGGCAACUAUGGAAAAUGCCAACGGUACUAAUCAGAGCAUGACUGAGAAGUCUCCUCCAGCUGAGGUGGGAAUGGAGAGCAUUAUUGACCAGGUGACUCAGGAAGAACAAGGGCAACUUCUUUUUCAUGAGGAAACCAUUGACCUCGGUGGAGACGAAUUUGGGUCUGAAGAGAAUGAGACUGUAUCAGAAGAUUCUAAUAACUUCAUAGAUAAGCUUAAUGAGCAAAUGAUGGAAAGUGUCCUCAUUUCUGACUCUCCUAAUAACAGUGAAGAUGAUGUGGGCGAACUUGGUUGUUUGCAGGAUGUUGUGGAGCCGGUAGAAAGUGAAGUGGAUAACAGAAUAGAAAAUAUAGAUAAAGAAGAAAUUGAUACCCUGAGUAAUAUCAGUGAAACUGACCGUGAUGAUACACCUAAAGAUGUCUCUGACAUGACCCCUGAUAGCAGAGCCUCUUUGAAAGAAGACCCAACACUAGAAGUAAAAGGCAUGCCCGUAUUUGAAAGUGAAGAUGCAGCUGACUCAGUCCCAAGUGAUGAAAAAACUAACCCAGAGGAACAGAUAUCAGAAAUGUCUUCCAGUCAGUCUUCUUCUAAAGAUGAGCCUGUCCCCAUGUGCACCAUUUUCAGUCAAUCAAACACAGCUAAUUCCCAGCCUCACCUGUUUCUUCAUGACGGCUUUGAGUCUCAGAUGGUGAAAUCUCCUAGUUUCAGCAGUGCAAGUGAAACUUCAGCCAAGACACCUCCUCAGAUGGUUCAGCCAAGUCCCAGCCUGAGUAAAUUUUUUGGAGAUACGACCAACACGAAUUCCUUGGCUUCUGACUUCUUUGAUUCAUUUACUACAUCCACUUUCAUUUCUGUCAGUAAUCCGAAUGCAGGCUCUUCAGUCCCAGAAAAGUUGUCUUCACUCACCACUCAAGGGGGAGAUAAAUCCCCUGAUUCUGCUGAUCCUUCUUACUCUCCAGGGAUUGACAGAUCAGAGUCGGGUAUUUCUACAGCCUCUCUAGAAAUUUCUCAGUCACCAAAACCAUUUUCACAGAUACGAGCUGUAUUUGCAGGGAGUGAUGACCCCUUUGCCACAGCCCUGAACAUGAGUGAAAUGGACCGAAGAAAUGAUGCAUGGCUUCCUAGUGAGGAGACCAGGAAUGUUUUGAUUUCUGUAGCAACUCAGCAGUAUAGCACGGUGUUCAUAGACAAGGAGAAUCUCACCAUGCCAGGCUUAAAGUUUGACAACAUUCAGGGAGAUGCAGUUAAAGACUUAAUGCUUCGCUUCCUGGGUGAGCAAGCUGCAGCAAAGAGACAAGUAUUAAAUGCCAACUCAGUAGAACAAUCUUUUGUUGGAUUGAAACAGCUAAUUAACAGCAAAAACUGGAGGGCAGCAGUUGACCUUUGUGGACGCCUUCUUACAGCCCAUGGUCAAGGCUAUGGCAAGAGCGGGCUGCCUACCAGUCAUACAACCGAUUCAUUGCAGCUUUGGUUUGUGAGACUGGCACUACUGGUGAAGUUGGGCCUUUUCCAGAAUGCUGAGAUGGAAUUUGAACCCUUUGGAAAUCUAGAUCAGCCAGACCUUUAUUAUGAAUACUAUCCUCAUGUGUAUCCUGGGCGUAGGGGCUCCCUGGUUCCCUUUUCCAUGCGGAUCUUACAUGCGGAACUUCAGCAGUAUCUGGGAAGUCCCCAGGAGUCACUUGAUAGAUUGCACAGAAUGAAAACCAUCUGCAGCAAGAUUCUAACAAAUUUGGAGCAAGGCUUAGCUGAAGAUGGGAGCAUGAGUAACAUUACACAAGAGAACAGAAAAGCCUCUAUUCAGCUGUGGAGGUCACGUCUGGGCCGGGUGAUGUACUCUAUGGCAAACUGUCUGCUAAUGAUGAAGGAUUAUGUGCUUGCCGUGGAUGCCUAUCAUUCGGUUAUCAAAUAUUACCCAGAGCAAGAGCCUCAGCUGCUGAGUGGGAUUGGACGCAUUUUUCUUCAGAUUGGAGACAUAAAAACGGCUGAGAAGUAUUUUCAAGACGUUGAGAAAGUAACACAGAAAUUGGACGGACUACAGGGUAAAAUCAUGGUUUUAAUGAACAGAGCUUUCCUUUACCUCGGUCAGAAUAACUUUGCAGAAGCCCACAGAUUCUUCACAGAAAUCUUACAGAUUGAGCCAACAAACGCAGUGGCUAAUAACAAUGCUGCCGUGUGUCUGCUCUAUCUGGGGAAGCUGAAGGAGUCCCUCCGGCAGCUGGAAGCAAUGGUACAGCAGGAUCCUAAGCACUACCUGCAUGAGAGCGUGCUUUUCAAUUUGACGACCAUGUAUGAGCUGGAGUCCUCCCGGAGUAUGCAGAAGAAGCAGUCGCUGCUGGAGGCCGUCGCUCUCAAGGAAGGAGACAGCUUUAACACGCAGUGUCUCAAGUUAGCAUAGGUCAUUUCCUUGUGUCAAGUCCCUUCCCGAAUGCCUGGGGUUUUUAUAAACUAAACUGGAGCUAAUAUAUGAAUGCAACUCUGACUCAAUAAAGUCUCUUCCAUUGUUGUUGCGGAGAGUGUCUUCUUGAUCUUGACCCACAACCUGGGCUUAGGCUGUUCUGGCAGUUGGUCAGCCAGCUCAAUCCCCCAGCUCUGCCACCACGUACGGACCAAAGGGAGUAAACAUACUGUUAGAAUGGUAUUCACCGAUAGGGAAAAUCCAUGUUAUGCACUGAUCUCUUUUGUUUAUUCUUGGAAGCUAACCAGCUUCAUUUAUUAAUUUCUGGAUAUCCUCAGAGGAAAAACUGAAAACUCUAAUAGAAACCAUUCUCACUGUAUGCCUGAAUGCUCGAGGGAUUUAUAAAUCAUGGAAGAGAAAUACCAAACGUAGAUUGCCAUCCCUCUUCUACCUUUCAUUGUCUCCAACCCCACCCCAAAACCAAAGGCAGCAAUUUUAUUCAUCUGAUUCUUUUUCAGCCUUAUGCUGAAACCUUGGACUAGCCUUGUGAUGGCUGAAAAAAUCCAUCAUUAUUUCUCCUGUACCUUAUACAUCAUAUGGAGAGAGUGGGAGUGGCUGCAUUUAGGGGGAGUGGGGAGAACAAAGAAAUUCAUAGCGCAUAAUAAAAAAAGGCGAGUCCUUAAAAUAUAUAUAAACAGGGGCAUUAAGAGGUGCUUG